AUGACCGUAACCUGGAUAACUGGUCGCGAGAUGUAUUCUAAUUGGAUCACGCCUGGGUCAUUUCUGUCGGGAGGGAAGGCAACCCAAGAGAUCGAGGAGCAAGAUUGGACAGAGUCAGCAAGGCCCCGAUAUGCCCGUCCAUCGGCUAUGGACCCCAUAUAUCUCCACGACGACAGCGACGAGAGGCGGCAAUUACCGCGAAAAUUGCCAAUCACCAGUGGUUCUUGA
Messenger RNA from Penicillium macrosclerotiorum, 228 nucleotides. RefSeq lists its product as uncharacterized. Bases 1 to 228 code for a protein of 75 amino acids. The record is from RefSeq and is a predicted model, not a curated record. The transcript is spliced from 2 exons. Lineage: Eukaryota; Fungi; Ascomycota; Eurotiomycetes; Eurotiales; Aspergillaceae.